Messenger RNA from Mesocestoides corti, 549 nucleotides. The record is from the annotation of a GenBank genome assembly. NCBI's taxonomy places the organism in Eukaryota, Metazoa, Platyhelminthes, Cestoda, Cyclophyllidea, Mesocestoididae.
AUGGGUGCAUAUAUUUCUCGUGUUUUUGAUCGCCUAUUCGGAAAAAGAGAGAUGCGGAUUCUAAUGGUCGGUCUUGACGCAGCCGGGAAGACUACUAUUCUCUACAAGCUAAAACUGGGAGAGAUUGUAACGACCAUCCCGACCAUCGGCUUUAAUGUUGAAACAGUGGAAUACAAAAAUGUCAACUUUACUGUUUGGGACGUUGGUGGGCAGGAUAAGAUCCGACCUCUUUGGCGCCACUAUUUCCAGAACACUCAGGGCCUGAUUUUUGUGGUCGACAGUAAUGAUCGUGAACGUUUGCCUGAAGCCAGGAACGAGCUCAAUCGUAUGCUUAGCGAAGACGAAUUGCGUGAUGCAGUGCUUCUGGUAUUUGCCAACAAACAGGAUCUUCCUAACGCCUGCCCCGCUAGUGAGAUGACUCAGAAACUUGGUUUGAAUUCGCUUAAAAAUCGGAAGUGGUACAUUCAAGCAACCUGCGCUACCACUGGGACCGGACUUUACGAGGGCUUGGAUUGGAUGUCGACAACCUUGGCGGAUAAAAGUCGAUGA